UAUUGUGCUCAGGGCUUUACGCACAGUAACUCAGCUGCACAACAAAUUGUUUUUUCUGUUUGAAUAUUAUAAACGAUUUCUUUUCUCGUCAAGUCAAUCAGUAAAAAAAUUGAACAUUGUCGGGAUUUUUCAUAUUCAAUUAAUACGAGUUGGUAAAUUUAAUCUAGUCUGAUUUUUAUUCACUGUCUUAUGGAUUCUACUAAAUAAAAUCAUUCAACACUGACGUUACCGUAUGUCUCCUGUGAUUUCUCUCAAGGCCUCGUAUUUAUGUAACGGUUUUUUUUACUAGAAAUUUUGUCAAUUCACGAUAGUCGAGAAAAUUUGUCUUGAUGUAAAAAUUGAAGGGUGAACUAUAAUAAAGCAAAAAGAAAAUAUAAUGGAUCAAAUAGAUAAAAAUAAUUUGCAAAAAGUUGAAUUAGACAAAGCUUCUGCGCCCCAAAGGCCAGUAGCAGGUUGCAGUAAAGAAAUAAUUAAUAUCCAAGAAAAUGAAAAUGAACUCACAUUAUCCGAUGUUCUAGAAGCUCUUGAAGAUAUUCGUGUGAAAUUUGCAGAGCGAACUGAAGAAUUUGUUCGAUUAUUUGCAAAUACUGAAGGUGACAUUUCAAAAAGAAUCGAAAAUGAAGAAGAGAUCGGUGCUAUUCAUUCACUGGCAAAGAAUGUGUCAACUUUAAAUUUAUCUGACGAUGGAGAACAACCACCAACUGUUAAACCUGUCGCGAUCGCAAGCUCUUCGAAAACUGAUGAGCUUUACUGCAAAGAUACUUAUUAUAAACUUAGAGGAAUUUUUCCGAACAUCGAUCCUUCUUUCAUUAAAGAAAAAUGCAAAAAUCCUCCAUUUAACAUGAUGGGACUCAGUAAAGAAGAACAACUUAACAUGUUCGUCGCAGUAUUAUUAGCCGAUGGUUCAAAUCAUGAAAUUCCUAUCGAAAUUAGUGACGAAUCGGAUGAAGUUGAUGAAAACAAAGACGAACAGUAUGAGAGUCUUUUGGAAAUAUUUCCUGAAGCUGAUCCGGAGUAUUUGAGAAAAAUUGUCGAUACGUGUAAUGGACAAAAACUCGAAAAUUUUAUUCAAACUAAUUUAGAGAAACCAAAUUAUCCAACAAGGGCUGAGUUUCUUGAAAAAAUGAAAAAAAAAAAAAUUAUUCGAGAUCAUACAACAGAAUUUAGUGUUGAUAAAUUUCUCCAAAUGUUUCCUAAGCCUAUUGAGUAUUUUGAAAAUCCAGCACGGAAAUGCGAAUAUAAUGUGAAUUCGAAACUUUUUCUAACAGACUACUUCAAUAAGCAUAAGAUUGUUACGAUACAAGCAAUUUAUAGAAAGAACAAUUUUAAUUUAAGUCUAACCGCUAAUGUAUUGCAAAAUAAGAAAAAGGAUUUGGUAUCGAAACGACGUACUAAUUAUUCAAUUGAUAGAAUUCAAGAAAUGGCUCUAGUUCAAGAAAUUACUUAUAUUAAAUUCAAAAACGAAAUAGUACAAUAUUUGGAGGAUACGAAGAAGCGAGAUGAGGAAGAUUUUAAGAGAUGUAAAGAACAGGGUUUAUUGGUCGAAUGUCAGUGCUGUUUUAGUAACGAGUGCCUGCCGAAAAAGUGUUUCGCCUGUGAUGGCGGUCACCUUUUCUGCAACACUUGCAUUUUGGUGGGAAGUGAGUCCAAGAUCGGAGAUGGACUGUAUCAGAUAAAUUGUUUUGAAGACUGUGAACGAGAAUUUAGUCUUUCGGUGCUGCAGAAUGUUUUACCACCAUCAUUAUUCAGCAUUCUUCUGCAGAAGAGACAAGAGGCGGAAAUAAUUGCUGCUGGCAUAGAAGGAUUAGUGUCGUGUCCUUUUUGUCACUUUGCUUCUAUACCACCACCGGAAACAAAAGUCUUUAAAUGCCUGAAUCCGGAUUGCAUGAAAGAGACUUGCAGAUCUUGCAAAGCAUUAAAUCAUGUUCCAUUGAGCUGCGAAGAAUUAGUGAAAGAAGACGAAGCCCGUCUGAAGCUCGAGGAGAACAUGACGAAAGCACUGGUACGCACAUGUUACAAGUGCCAAAAACCCUUUUUCAAAGAAGAGGGAUGCAACAAGAUGACUUGCAUGUGUGGAGCUUCAAUGUGCUACCUGUGUUUAACGCCCCUCCAACAAGGAGACUACAAACACUUCAAUGGACAAGGAGCGGAAAAUGCAAAUUUGUGUCCUUUAUGGAGCGAUGACAAGCGAAUGAACGCCGAAGCAGUUAGAAGAAUUGCUGAAGUCACAGAAAGUGAACUUAAGAAGAAAAACCCCAAUUUACAAUUAACCGCGAAAUCAAUUUUACCAGCAUUGCCACAAAAAGUAAAGGGGCCUCAUGAAAAUAUUCCUAACGCAGAUGCAUUACCGGAACACAUUUUAAGAAUGGCGAACAAUCCGUAACAGCGAUUUAGUGAAUCAAUCUUCCAAGUGCCAAAGGCUACUCAGGAAUUUAUUUUCUUCUACGACAUUAAUUUAUUUUUAUUUAUAAGCGACAAAUUAAUUUACCAAACACUAGUCAUCAACUUUCUUCAAUGUGAGUUUCUCUAUAAAAGCUUGCUACC
Molecule: messenger RNA, 2544 nt
Organism: Leptopilina heterotoma
Lineage: Eukaryota; Metazoa; Arthropoda; Insecta; Hymenoptera; Figitidae
Product: E3 ubiquitin-protein ligase RNF216-like
Exons: 7
Coding region: 377-2383 (668 amino acids)
Source: RefSeq, a predicted model, not a curated record